Molecule: messenger RNA, 1849 nt
Organism: Cannabis sativa
Lineage: Eukaryota; Viridiplantae; Streptophyta; Magnoliopsida; Rosales; Cannabaceae
Product: putative pentatricopeptide repeat-containing protein At3g15200
Exons: 1
Coding region: 279-1727 (482 amino acids)
Molecular function (GO): protein binding
Source: RefSeq, a predicted model, not a curated record
CACCCUUAAUGAAUUAUUAACAAUAGUAAAAAUUAUUGCAGCAGGUUCAACCUCCUAACUUGAGUCCUCAAUUAUUGUGUAAAGUACUAACUGAACUAUUAACAACCCCUUCGGUCGUAAAAAAAAAAAAAAAACUUUUUUCAUUGUGUUAUGGAAAUGAACAACUGAAAGUGUGAUAUCAGAAGAAACCACCGCCGGCUCAGCCGUCGACCACCGCCGGAGUCUUGGACCUGAGUUUCCUUUUUUCUUAUUCAGAGGAAAACAAAACACUAAAGAAAAUGCCAAGAAAUAUGGGUUUCUUCUUACUCGGUCUACGUAACUAUAAUCACAGUUUCAUUUUCAAUCCAAGAACUCGAUUACUACACUCCCUACCAUCGAAUUCCACUGACCCAAUUGGAGAAACAGCAAUUUUUAUUCAAAACAUCAUCAAUUUUCGAAGGCAAAAACCCACAAAUGAAAUCGAGAAAGCUCUUGAACGUUGUGGUUUCGAGUUGACAGAAGAUUUGGUUUUGAAUGUACUCCAUAGACACCAUUCAGAUUGGCAACCGGCUUAUGUAUUCUUCAAUUGGGUCUCUAAAAAAUCUGAUCUUUCAAUUGGGUCUGAGCCAUACAACAAGAUUCUUGACAUUCUUGGUAAAAUGAGACGUUUUGAGGAAUUACACCAAGUGUUCGAUGAAAUGUCUGAAAGAAAAGGUCUUGUGAAUGAAGUCACUUAUGGGAUUUUGCUUAAUAGAUAUGCUGCAGCACAUAUGGUGGAUGAAGCCAUUGGUGUGUUCAAGAGGAGGAAAGAUUUCGGGUUCGGGUUCGAGCUUGAUUUGUUAGCAUUUCAAGCACUUUUGAUGUGGUUGUGUAGGUAUAAACAUGUUGAAGUAGCAGAGAAUUUGUUUUACUCUUUUGGUAAACAACAUGAGCUUGUUUAUUCAGAUAUUAAGACAUGGAAUAUUGUUCUUAAUGGAUGGUGUGUAAGAGGGAAUGUUCAUGAAGCUAAGAGGUUUUGGAGUGAUUUACUUGCUUCUGGAUGUCACCCUGAUCUUUUCACUUGUGGGAUUUUUAUUAAUGCUUUGACCAAGAAAGGGAAGCUAGGUACAGCAUUGAAGUUGUUCAGAGCAAUGUGGGGUUAUAAGAGAUGUAAUCCAGAUGUUACAAUAUGUAAUUCUAUCAUUAAUGCACUUUGUUUCAAGAAAAGGAUUCCUGAGGCUUUACAGGUUUUCGAAGAAAUGAAGGAGCGAGGUUGUGAACCGAAUGCUGCAACAUACAACACUUUGAUUAAGUAUCUUUGUAAUAUUCGGCGAAUGGAGAAGGUUUAUGAGUUUGUCGAUGAAAUGGAACGGAAACAAGGCGAUUGUUUGCCGAACCAUGUUACUUAUAGCUUCUUGCUUAAGUCUUUGAAAAGAGCAGAAGAGGUUCCUGAUCUUUUGGAGAGAAUGGAGAGGAAUGGUUGUAGCUUGAUUGGUGAUACUUAUAAUUUGUUGUUGAAGUUGUAUAUGGAUUGGGAUUGUCAAGAAAGAGUUGAACAAACUUGGAAUGAGAUGGAAAGACAUGGUUUGGGGCCUGAUCAAAGGUCUUAUAUAGUUAUGAUUCAUGGCUAUUGUGAUAAAGGGAGAAGAGACGACGCCUUGCGCUAUUACCGGGAGAUGAAAUCGAAGGGUUUGAAAUUGGAACCAAGAACAGAGAAAUUAGUUGAUUCUAUGAAUUUAAAUUGUGAUGAAAAGAAAUUAGCUGCAUAAGUUGCACGAGUUAAGAAUCAUGACAAUUAAGUUUUGUUUCUUUCUUUUGAUGUAUCAUACAAUGUAAUUGUAUUUUGUUGAACUAAUGAAAGACACUUCUGAGUGUUGCCAUGUUGUUGAUA